This is a messenger RNA of Amphiprion ocellaris (clown anemonefish), 5461 nucleotides long. RefSeq names its product glucocorticoid modulatory element-binding protein 1-like. Gene Ontology annotation, molecular function: RNA polymerase II cis-regulatory region sequence-specific DNA binding; DNA-binding transcription activator activity, RNA polymerase II-specific. The coding region runs from base 1185 to 2729 and encodes 514 amino acids. The record is from RefSeq and is a predicted model, not a curated record. The transcript is spliced from 10 exons. Gene Ontology annotation, biological process: positive regulation of transcription by RNA polymerase II. Gene Ontology annotation, cellular component: nucleus. Lineage: Eukaryota; Metazoa; Chordata; Actinopteri; Pomacentridae.
CAACUACUUGAUUAAUCGACAAUGAAAAUAACCGUUAGUUAGCAAGUUUGUAUGAUAAUGACCAUUUUAAGUAGAACAAAUAUGUUUUUAAAAUGAUAGUCACGAGUGCUUGUCUUUUGCGAGUACUUUUUAACUUAAUGUCAGUGAGAAAACAUGUACUUAAUGUGUUGUAGCAGCUGGACAGCAGUAAGCUAGCAAGACGUUUGACAUCAAGCCUCCUUAUCGGUCCUUAUCUCAUCUAAAGCGUCAACAAAACGGGCGUUUUUCUUACCCUCCUGGCCGUGAACACCUACGGAACAGACGUUAAAAGUGAUCCACAAACCGGCGAGGGCGGACUUCACGGUAUUCCCGAUGUUUGGGCUCGUAGGGAGCAUGAUUUAAAGUAAGGUGCAUGCCUCGACGGCUCGAGGUUCUGGCUUCAAUAAAAAAGUUCCAGCAAGAAGUACUGGAUAUUUACUAUUGGCCACGAGGCGUAAACUCCACUUCCGAUUGGCUCUGCGGGCUGUCAAUCAAGGAGCGACGCGCAUUCCAUUCCCAUAUAGGGGGGGCGGGAUGAUCUGUAGGUGAGCGCCGAGGUGGAAUCGAUAUUUACUUUUAUUUUGAAAGGUUGCAAAACUGAACCGAGCUGCAUUUGGAUUAUUUGAAAAGUUUGACGUGUCAAAAAUUGAAAAUGUUGUUUUUUUUAGAACAUUAAUUGGAAGUAUCUUGUUUGCGUGCGGCUUAUGGAGAGUCUUUCAUUGCUUUUCCUCAAAGUAACCCUGCCAUCUUCUGGCGAAAUACACGCAACAACAAAAACAGCAGUUGCACAGCCUCGAUGCAUGACAAAAUAACACAAAACAGCCACGUAAAUACCAUUUCAGCAAAUAACAUGCGCUGUGAGGCUGAAACCAAUCAUGAUGGAAUAGUUAUUUUGAAAUAAUGCGUUUUUCCUUGUUUUUCUCCGUGAGGCGGGAAGACAUGUUUGCGAGGCUUCGCCACCGAGCCGCGUAAGAGCAGUUUGACCGAUUUACACAUCGCGUGCGAACCGGCCGCUUCUCGUGACAGCGGGACAGAUGCUUCUCAGGCAAAUGCUGCCUUCACUGCAGGAAGGGCAGCGGGGCGGCACGGCGCAUGCUCGGCCGCCGCUCCGACAAAACCGGAGGAUGAAAUAUCUGCUGCUGUGAAACGCUCUGCAGGGAGGGGUGAUGGCGGAUGCUGAGGUCACUGUGUCUUCAGGGGAACUCAUGGUGGUGAAGGAAGAGGAGGGGGAGUACAGUGGCAACAACCAUAAGACUCAAGUAAUCCUGCACCUGCAGCCCAUCCUGCACGGGGUAAAUGAUGACACUGCUGACACUGGAACUACAGUCUUGGCCAUAGAGGCUCAUCAUGAUGACAGCAAAGCGGAAGGAGAGGAGGUUGAAUAUGGCUACCCCAUCACUUGUGGAGACAGCAGAGCAGUGCUGCUCUUCAAGAAGUUUGUGUGCCCUGGAAUCAAUGUCCGAUGUGUCAAAUUCAAUGACCAGCUCAUCAGUCCGAAGCAGUUUGUGCACUUGGCAGGAAAAGCCACUCUGAAGGACUGGAAACGGGCCAUCAGACUGGGAGGGGUUAUGCUCAGGAAAAUGAUGGACUCUGGCCAGAUAGAUUUCUACCAGCACGACACUGUAUGCAGCAACACCUGCCGCAGCACUAAAUUUGAUGUGCUGAUCAACAGCACACGGCUUCCUCCAGGGACCUCAGUGCAGCCGAGCCUGUCGUGUCUGGCUCUUGACCCUGUUGGAGGACAGGUGCCUCCCUUGACAGGAGAUGCACACAAUGCAGCAGAUGUAGAGGAGCCUUUGGAGGAUAAGUUAAGUGCAACAGCAGAGUGGAGCGCAGGUCCACUGCGACUUCUAAAGCCCACAACAGCCAAUGGACAUUCUGCCAAGAGAAAGAGGGCUGACACGCCCGAUGGAGUGUUGAGUCUGUGGAAGGGUGUGGCGGACUCUGGGCUGAUGGGAGAAGUCCUGUCUAGUCUCCAGACUGAAUUAUUAACCACUUUUAAAGGAGUGGAACUUCGCAGUGGGCGAGCCAAGCUGCAGGAAACAGAUGCCGUCAUCCUUAAUUCCUUGUGUGAGAUGUUUGGGCUUUUAGACUCAGUGAAGCAAGCUCUGGACCUGAGGCGAAGCCGGAAUGAGGAGAACAAAAUCCACAACAGCAGUUAUGUGUUGGAUGAGAUCUUGGAGGACCAGAGGAAGAAGAGUUGCGAUAAAAGCGCAAUUUACAAAACGUCAUCAUUAAAACACCUUCGACCUCAACGUCAAAGCCAGUCAAACAGCCAGAACUCGCUGUCUUCCGUCAAAACAAGCUCAGUGAUCCAGCCUCUCUCUGUUACCGGCCUAUCUGCUGCAUCUUACGCUCAGCUCACAAUAAACCCUCAGCUAUUUACCCACUUUCCUGCCCUCACCGGCCAACAUCAUGGAGCCGGAGCCGGAGCUGGCAGGACGGACAGGGACGGCCACUGUGCCAUGCUGGAGAGGGAGUACGAGAUCAGUGAGGCAGGAAACCAGGAGAAGGUUCACCGGCUGGGACAGACGGGCAGCGAGAAGAAAGACACCUCAGGGAUCCACAAAGAGCCUGGACAGAGAGAGACUGUGAAGUUUCGGGAAGAAUCGCGAAUUAGAAACGAGGCGGCAGAGGAGACAGAAGGCUUGCAUGACAUUGAAAAGGUGAUUAUAGGAAGAAAGGCAUCAAAGAAACAUAAAAGUAAGUGAGCCAGACGACCCCAGAGGGAUUCAGUGGGACUAAUUGAGAGAAUGUGCCUGAGACUAAAAGGAGACACACGGUGGGGAAACAAUUAAAAAAUAAUAUUACUUUGUCAAACUAUACUUUUCUCUUGUAUUCUCAUAUACACCGAUCAGCUGCAACAUUAAAACCACCUGCGUAGCGUGGUGUACAACCAUCUUAUGCAGCCAAAACAAUGCUAGCCCAGUGACGCAUGAACUCCACAGACAUCUGAAGGUGUCCUGUGGAAUCAGGCACCGAGAUAUGAUCCUUAAAGUCCGGGAAGGCGAAGUGCGGCCUCCAUGGAUCAGACUUUAUUUUACAUCCAACAGAUGCUCAAUCAGAUUAAAAUCUGGUGAACAACUUGAGCUCUUUGUCAUGUUCCUCAGAGCAUUCUUGAAUGUGGCAAGGAGCAUUAUGCUGCUGAGAGAAGUAGAUUAGCAGCUUGUAUUCACUUGGCUCUGUUGAACUGGACAAUGGACACUGGGCCAGUCAACAAAGAGUGUUGAGAAAAGUGCCAGAUCCUAAUAAUGCUCUCAUCAAUUGUAUGUCAGUGUCUAAAGUUUAGCAGGUGUAUCUGCUGACUGCAUCAACAGCAACAGUUGCAGUAACUUAGCCUUCAUUGUCUGCAUCAAUGUUUGGUUAGCUGGUAAGUGUCAAAGUAACAUCUACGUGAAUGUCAGGAAUCCAAAGUUUCCCAGAGCGUCACACUGUCUCUGCCAUCUUAUCCUUCACUAAGUUCAUCUUGUUGCCGUCUUUUCCCCAGGUAAACGAUGCACCUGGCUGUCCACAUGAUUGAAACGUGAUUCCUUAGAUUAGACCACCUUCUUCCAUUGCUUUGUUAUCCAGUUGCCCUUUGUAGGCUCCUUUAGCAGUGGAUAGAGUGGUCAGCAACCCCAUAUACAGCACUCUGCAACACACUUUCUAUCUCAGCCAGCAUGAAAGAUUUCAGAAACUGGUGCUACAGCAACUCUUCUGUGACACUGGACCACACAGGGUGCCCAUGAUUUUCUUACCAGUUCACUGCUUGUCCUUUAUUGAACCACAUUUGGUACCACUUUAUACUGCGAACACCCCACAAGACUUGCCGGUUUGGAAACCCUGUCAUCUAACCACCACAAAAUGGCCCUUGUCUUUACGCUGCCCAUUUUUUCUAUUUUUCCUGCUUCCACCACGUCAGCUUCCAGAACGGUCUACUCCCUUGCUGCCUGUAUCCCAUCCCUCAAGAGGUGCAGCGGUAACAUGAUAAUCGGUAGCUUUAAUGUUGUGGCUGAUCGGUGCAUACUGUAAUGCAGGGGUUAGUAGAGUUGUGGUUGUUGUGGUUCAUGCAGUGGUGUUGCAGGUGCAGAUUUGCUCUUGCACUGAGGUUUUAAAUGACACAAAGACCAUUUUAAACAAGGCUUUUCUAACAUUUUCCCAACUCAAAACACAGUAGAGCUGAAAUGUCUUGUUGAUUGAUUCGCUGACUGCCAGAAAGUCAGACUGCGCUAAUUAUUUUUAAUCACUGAUUAACUGUUUAAGUCAUUUUUAAGCAAAAAUGCCAUAAAGUCCUGGUCCCAGCUUAUCAACUGUGAAUAGGUUGUUUUCUUAGACUGACCUCGAUAUACAGUAUUUUACAAUAUGGAAAAGUCACUUUGGGCUCUGGGUAAUUGCACUAGGCAUUUUUUUUUCUAUUUUGUGAUAUUUUAUGGACCAGAAAUAUUUAAUCCAUCCAUCCAUUAUCUAUAUACUGCUUAAUCUUCAUUAGGGUUGCGGGGGGCUGGAGCAUGUCCCAGCUGACUUAGGGCUACAUAUAGAGACAAACAAUCACACUCGUAUUCACACCUACGAACAGUUUAGAGUUACCAAUUAACCUCAGCAUGUUUUUGAACUGUGGGAGGAAACCGGAGAACCCAGAGAAAACCCACGCAUGCACAGGGAGAACAUGCAAACUCCAUGCAGAAAGAUCCCGGGAAAGCCGGGGGUCUUCUAGCUGCAAGGUGAAAGUGCUAACUACCAAGCCACUGUGCAGCCCAAAAACAGUUAAUCGAGAAAAUAAUUUGCAUUUCAGUUGAAAAUAACCAUUAAAUGUAGCCUACAGAGUUCUCUUUUCUCUUUUGUCUUUUGGACAUCGUAUUAGAACCCCGCGUAGUUGUGACACAACUCUGUUUAAGUGUUUUUAAAUUCCAGGAAUUAAGAAGUCUGUAGCUAUAAUAUCUGAUUCCAUCUUAAAGUAUUUGAUGACAAUAUUUUCCUUUGCCUACAAGUAGCUGACAACUUUUUCAAGAAUUCGUGAAUAUUUUUUCCUAAUAUUUGUAAUUUAAGAUACUUGUUUUGUGAGUUAAAUUUGUGUUUUGAAUUUGACAAGAUUUAGAUUUUGUGAAUUUUUUUCCACUCAGGCUUGUAUUUAGGCCUUAGACCUAAUGAUGCCUAAGAUCUAUGCACUAGACACUCACUGCCCGAAGAAUACAUUAUUCUCAAUGAAAACUAUAUUUCAAGUAAUUACUGUGACUGUUGACGUGCUGUUGCUUUAUACAGGGUACUGAGUACUAAUGUGUGCCGCAAAUACAGAAUCUUGUUUAUCUACUUAUCCUCCCUUUGCUAUAGAAACAAAUAUAAAGGGGAACAAUAUGUUAUACACAUAAAAGUGUGGUUUAUAAAGGGCACUAAAGGUCCAAAAUGACCUUAUACGAUAAAGAACACAUUUCAAAUAAAAGCUGUUAUGUUUGACAUUUUAAAAGAA